CAGAAACCUUGAAAUGCAGGCGGCUUGUUUGAUGCCUGAACUUUCAGAGCCUGGCUCUCUCUGACACCAACCUACCUCAACUGGCCAACAGCUGGAACGAAACAGCUACCAGCUUUUGGUUUUCCUUUACCCUGUUAACCCAUCGCGACCUCUGUCCAUUACGUCCACUAUCUCUCCACCCUCGUCAUGUUCUCAAGUAAUGUCGCUGCCCACACCUCUGUCGCUAUUUUGCGAAACCCCCGUCGACGGCAGAGAAACACCGCAGACGAGUCGGUGAAGCCGCCCAAAGCGAAACGACAACGAUCGACGUUACGACAGAAUGUCAGGGAGUCUGAGUCUGCUGUGGCUAAAAAUCAUGGUGAAGAACAAUCGCUGCAAAAUGGAGAGUCCUUGCCAGAGGAGGUACCUCCAAGUCGGCCGGUGAUUAUGAAUGAGCUCGCGCUUAGAGGACCUAGGAAACAGGACAAACGUGGAGAUCAUGCGGAUGGGACCAUUACUCUUUCUAGCAAUGAUUUUUACAAUGUUGCGCAUUUACCUUCGGUACCUGAGCAGAUCAAGGACAACCCGGGAGCGCCAUUGAGAUACACAAUUAGCCCCUCGAAUGGAUAUUGCCUUGCCCUUUCGCAACAUGAAGCUAUCGUAUGGCCGUACACCACCCCUCCGCAGUCCCUCACUCCAAGCACGGUACUUCAUUUUGUUAUCCCGAGCCCAGCGAGGAACUCCGAUGACCCCCUGCCAUUGGGGACAUUUAUAUCCAAAUCUGCGGAAGGCAACCCAGGGCUGAUAGUUGUCGUUCCAUCAACGGGCAAAAUUACUCUUUGGGAAACAGUUUCGAAUGCUGCCAUUCUCGGGCUAAUGAAGCAACGACAAAACGGAAUCCAGGGGGAAAUACCUGGUAUGUUAUCUGGAGAGAUGGCUACGGAGAUCAUUAACGCGGAACCUUCGGGGAUUAUCAUUGCAUUGUCUACUGGCCGCCUCGCCCAUGUGUCUAUUCGUGAUUCACAUGGAAAACCUGGAAUUUCGGUUCAGGUACUCCGUGGAACCUCGCGGGGAGGGGGUGGUGGUUUCUUCGGCGGACUUAGAAGCGUGCUCUCUGGAAGCUCGUGGAAAAGAAAAAUCGCGGCUGUCAAGGCGGGCAUGUCGUCCCAGCGUGGCCAGCGCGAUAUCAUAAUAGCCACCAGCGCCGGGGAGUUUGAGUUAUGGGAUAUCCAUUGGAAUAAUGGGAACUCUCUAAAAACGCAGGUGGAUGCGAAGCAACACAUACUACAAGCUCUGAGACGCACGGUGGAUAUCUCUGAAGAUGAUGCCCAAAAUGCUUUCCAGGUUUAUGAUUUUGCGUUCGCCAAUGGUGACUCCAGUAACUACGCUGCUGGGAAUGUUGAUGGCGCCAUCUCACUCUGGGCGCUUGUCGGAGUAUGUGAAAACUCGUCCCUGUCGUACUUUGUUGUCGGCUUGAGGAUUGCGGGUUCCACAGCGACUGCUGAUGUUGUUAACCCCAUUCAACUCCGAAAUCACUCUGUGGAUUCAGGCACCCCCUGGGCGCCACAUUUAUAUGUCCCUAAACCUGGAUGCCGGGCGUUUGUAAUCUUCGACAAGGGGAUGAUUAUCCUAUCCCUCGAUCCGUUUGUUGACCCGGCAUCGGCCCAGCUCUUAGGAGAGACCCACGCUACGCUUUCGAGCUUCCAGGAUUACAUCCGGCUCAAGGAAGGACAUGAAUAUGUCGUCCAGGGGUGUGGCCCUGAGGACUCCGAUGCCGACCAUGAAUAUCCGUCAUGUAUACUCAUGAUUCGCAACUUUGGUCUAGUUCGAGUAUCUGCUUUUCCCACACCAUACUCUGAUAAUGUCAAUGGGGCAAAGAUUACUGCUAAAUCGCGACUCGAGCAGGCCGUAUUCUACGGCAGCAUGAAAUCGAACCCUCUUGAUUUUGUUGGCUAUGAUGAGCUUCGUUCUAGUCCGGCUGAACUUGAACAUGCGGCAUUACAAAUAAGCGACGAAAUUGUCCGGUCUAGCUCGAAAUUCAUUCCGACCACCAUCCCAUCCCUGGAACAGCAGAUGAAGACGCGGGCUACUGCGCUUCAUGACUUAGCCGUUUACAUAAAGCGAUUCCAUGUGCAUAUCUCUCAUCUGACGAGGUGGAAGCUCUUGUGGGCUGCAGAAAAAAUGGCAGCCCAGCGAGCUAUAUGGAGGGUACAACAGAGGAACGAGGAGAACACCACCAGCAAUCGAACGCAUCUCGACUUCAUUCUUUCGAAGAUGGGGGACAAUCAUAAAACGAAAAUUGAGCCGGGAAGUGGUGAAACUGACCUUGUCCGGCAUUGGUUCAUUCAUGAUACGUGGCGAAUGGAAUAUGUCAUUCCGUGGUUUUUGAACGGCCUUCGAAGAGACGAGAGCAACACCUCGCGUGCAGUUGACAGGCAAUUUGCAGAGCGGGUUUGCGAGGCUUGUGAUCUGUCGCUGGCUGCGCUGGAAACAGCCUUCCAAUUUCGAGAGGACAAUGCUGUUCUAUAUGGAGUAGGCGACGAAUUUGCCGAUGACGAUGCAGCCAUCGUGGCACAGUAUAGUGAUUUGCCGGAGUUUUGGACAUCAACCCAAAUCAAUUAUUCAGAAACAGAACAGCUUUUGGACCUGGAACUCAACAUCUGUCGACGCCGGCCCGCUACAACUGCAGCUACCGGAUCGGAUUCAACGGCUACACGAACCGCUAAUGUUCUUGACACGAUCAAGGAAAACAUACCUAGACAGUUCAACGCGUUUGCAUUGCUACACAAAGAGCGAACUAUGUGGUGUGCAGCGCAGAAUGACACAGAUAUUCAGGCUAGUGGGAAAAUGCUUGAGAAAUCGCACGUGGAAAAUCGCAAACCACAAUUGUUUAAACUGGCUGCGAUUGGCUUGCUUGAAGACGCAAUUACCCUUGCGGAAUCAUUCAGAGAUAUGGAUGCCUUGGUGGAACUUAUGGUCGACCUGCACGAGCAAAUAAAAGAACAGAGGCCACCGCGACGACCGGAAGAUGAGGGACCGGUGCUCGAUGAAGGCACUAAAAUCUGGAAACGCAGAAUUGACAACUAUUUCGAACGAUUUGGUGAAGCUUGGGCUGAUGCCUUCUUCACUAGACACAUCACCGUCGGUCAGCCGGAAACUCUGCUCAUCAUGCAGGAGUACCAAGGAGCUGUAACUAAAUUCCUACGGAGCCACCCAGCCUAUUCAAAAUUGAGCUGGAUCAAUGAUAUUGUUGGGGAGCGUGAUUAUAGCACUGCGUGUAAUACCUUGCAGCGCUUAGCGAUUGAACGGGAAACCGACCUAUGGAGCAAGCGUGUCGAGAUAUCCCUUGCUAAAUUAACCAAGCUAGCCGAGUUCGAAAAAGCCGGUUCCGCACCGGCAGACUUGCAAGAGGCUCUAGGGCCGUUCGACCAGCUUACAGAAGUCUGUAACAUCCAGGAAUUGAUCUACGACCAUGUACUCCCUGCUCUACACGGCGCUAUCGAUGAGGGUGCGGCCCUCCAACUAGCCAUCGAACAGUUUGGAAAUAACGUCGUGCGCGGCAAGCCAGCGCUCCGCGCUCUUCUACAACGUUGCCUUGCCAAACUCGUUGCCAGAUCGCCCAUGGAGCCGGAGGAGCUCAUAAAUUUGCUCACGCUAAUGGAUCCCGUUCAGUUCCUUGAAGGUGGAGAAGAGGAAGAUAGUAUUGGCGGGCAUGAAUUUUUGUUUGCGCUCACGGUUUUGAAGUUGGGUAAUUUCCAUCACCUGGACCAGCAGGGACACGAGUAUCGCGAGAAUUUGGAGAUGCUCAUCUGGCGCCGCUGCAUGAUUCGUGAUGAUUGGGAAGCCAUCAACCGGACGGAUAAGAAGGGGGAUAGAGAGGUUGAGUCUAAUGUUCGAUCGACGGCGUUGGCGGAGACGAUGAGGCAACUUGCUGAAGAACUCGGUGAGGAUGUUCGCCUGACCCGCCAAUCGUUCACGCCCUCUCGCAUCCUUGAAACAAACAUCCUCCCUGCAAGAUCCCAUGCGGUCCUGCCGCCUGACCAGCAGAUUAGCCUCGUCCAGGAGCUAGAUGCAGAGGCUGAUCUGCUACGCACGUACUUCGAGAAGGGGAAGCUUGAUGAGUGGUUCUCAUGGAUUAUUAGUGAGACAAGAGGACGGUUUUCGACUCCCGUUCGUGAAGAAAGUAGUGGUGCUGUUGAGGGGUUGUGAUGAUACUUCUUUUACUUUUUUCUGUUUUUUUUAUUCCGUUCAUUCAUUGGCCGUUUCCUUCUCCUCUGUGUACCCCCUCCGUUGUAUUAAUUCUACAUAUAACUGCUAUUUCUAUUUUCUUGUGUGCUGGUUAGCUGGGGUGCAUUCCGUUUACUUUGCUCCAUCUUUCUCGUUUGAAAUUCGCUUGUGGAAUGUAUGUAGGAUAGGGUUGGGUUGUCAAGUCAACGGAAUGAAAAAGACUUCGCCCCCUAUGGUUCCCUUUUCGCUAGUGUUUCAAGGCCUGCUAUCAUCUUUUCUUCAUAUGAUUUUGUACAUAUUGUCGGAACCGCUUGCCUGCGUUGAACUGGUACAUAACUGCUCUUGUACUGCUGUGCACUACAUGAUCCAAGACAUCAAUCAAUAUGGCGUCGGUGAUCAUGCCUACAACGUUACGAACAUAUGUUCAUUUUAUCAAACGCUCGCGAAACCAAUCAUCUGGAAAACAUCAGGAACGAGAUAAAAGUCAUUUGAUUCAUCAAAUCAUUCAGGUGGCAUUUGCUAAAUUGUAACAAGAAUGAAUGUAGAAGGGGAAAAAAAAAUCUAUCUGUUCUGUCUAGGAACUCGACCCUUGGGAAUAGCUAAACAGGCAUGAGGGAGAAUCUAUAGCCUUCUGAAAAAGUAGACAUACGCAAACUGCUUCAUCUCCUCUACGUCGCUCGCCUCGACGACCUUCUCAUCAUUGAAUAAGACCCACUGUGGCGUCUCCGACCCGGGGAGUAGCUUUCGUACGAAUGCGACGUAGUGCCUGCGAUUUUUAACUUGUUAGUAAACUAUAACAUGUAUUAAACCAAUUACGAGAUGGAAAAACAGUAUGAUAUACUCACCCGGCAUGAACUGAGGCCCCCUUAUGACAGAUGAUGGACUGUAACUGGAAUUCAGCCGGUAGCUCCGUGGAGCCGGGAGGUUCUCUGGCGCUGCCAGUAUCUGUAUCUCCCGGGGAUUCCUCCACAGCUCCUGUGUCAUCGGGAUGGCUGAAAACCCACUCCACCGCUCUAAUAACAUCCCCAUCUGUUUCUCUCAGAGCCUUACGGGCCUUGGCGGCGUCGAUUCCCAUUUCGUUGAGCUGGGCGAUUUUGUCUGGAUCAUCCAUUGAUUGGUCAUUUGACGUGGUAUUGCCUGUUGUAAGCUCAACAGGCACGUCAAUAUCCGGAUCCUCCAUGUGGGCAAUUAGCCAAUUCAUCGCGGCCUCUACGUCGGCGUUUCCGGUUGCGUGAAGGGCUUUCUUGCACCUAACUUCUGGGAAUCCCAUCGUUAAAAGCUGAUCAAGUGCAUUCUGGUUUGGAACAAACGCCGUGGUUUGGGAGGUGGAUGAAUCCUCUGGUAAUAGUUCUUCGCCUUCCUGAAGCCCAGAGGACAUGUAGGCACUCAUGUCAAAAGGCUUAUCAUCAACCUCAACAGGAAUAUUAAGCUUUGUUGGCACCCAGUUAACGAGGCUAAAGCGGCGAGCGUUAAUGGCUAAAUUCCUUGGGACAGUCUUAAAACGCGAACGUUUGAGGAAGCCUUCCUUGCUACCACAGGAGGCACAGGUCAGUUCAACUCUCUCGUCUGCAGUAAAAAUGUCCAAACACUCCCUCAGAGUCACGGUUUCGAAUUCUGGUGAAUCAGGUGAGCUUUGAGAUCCAGCUGCGGUUGUAUUGUUAUUGUCUUGCUUUAUACGACGUGCCGGAACAGGGACCGAAAUAUUAUCCUGCUCGUCUAUCGUAUAUCGGACCUUCUUGCACGCUAGGCAUUGUAGGCGCUGUUCUAGCGCAAACCGAAAUGAGCCCACAGGAUCUUGAAGGCCGUCUAUGUGUUUUGAACGCGUAAUGAGUUUGAAGAGGUGGAUAAGAAACUCGAAUGAAUCUUGCUGACGCAUGGUUGAGAAUUCCUCGUGACCACGACCAACCAAAUGUUUGAACAUCGAAGGAGCAAGGCCUUUUUGAUAUACAACGUCGGGCGAAUCAGCGCAAAUAGCUGCGUCUGGAUCAGGGAAUGCGUAACGGCCAGAGUGUAUACCGUCGCUGAGUUUUCGUAAUUGAGUUUCAAGAUCUUCUGCUGGCGACGAUACGCGCGGCGGUUCGGCCAUGGGUUGGGAGUAUCGCUCUUCGAAUUCGGGUAAUGAGAAGAGGCACUGUAAAGCGCUGGAAAUAUAGCAGCUGUUUCCCAAAUUCUUGAGUCCCGUAAGUCCCUUGCCAAAAAGGGGCUUCGAUUCAUGUCCGUCCUGACCAGUCAUUGAAAAGUCCCAUUUAAGGUUUUGUUCAAUUUGCAUUUCCACGAGACUUUGCUCGGUUUUUUCGCGAUCAGCGAUAUUAAUGUUCCAGUGUUUUAGAUGGGCAGCAAGGUCAGGAUCGAUUAUUUCGUCGUUGCAUUUGUAGCAGAAAACGUCCGCAGAGCCCUCAGGCGUAAUGGAACCAAGUUUAACGGCGACCCCAUGGGAAGAAGCAUCUGCAUGAGCGAGGCCAUGAGAAUUGCCACCUACGCCGCCGAACUGACUUCGGCCGCAUCCCAAAUUACCACAUUCGAGGCACAACCAGAGGUUCUCCUUUAAGUCGCACGAGGAACAUUUAGAUAAAUCUAUGGAAGAAAGUUGAGUUUGGGGGCACCUAAUAUACUCUUCCUUGCCCG
Messenger RNA from Blastomyces dermatitidis ER-3, 6831 nucleotides. Its product is annotated as nuclear pore complex subunit Nup133. Gene Ontology annotation, biological process: protein import into nucleus; poly(A)+ mRNA export from nucleus; transcription-dependent tethering of RNA polymerase II gene DNA at nuclear periphery. The coding region runs from base 187 to 4188 and encodes 1333 amino acids. Gene Ontology annotation, cellular component: nuclear pore outer ring. The transcript has 4 exons. Lineage: Eukaryota; Fungi; Ascomycota; Eurotiomycetes; Onygenales; Ajellomycetaceae. Gene Ontology annotation, molecular function: structural constituent of nuclear pore; protein binding. The record is from RefSeq and is a predicted model, not a curated record.